Messenger RNA from Belonocnema kinseyi, 1588 nucleotides. Its product is annotated as facilitated trehalose transporter Tret1-like. Gene Ontology annotation, biological process: transmembrane transport. The coding region runs from base 104 to 1558 and encodes 484 amino acids. The transcript is spliced from 2 exons. The record is from RefSeq and is a predicted model, not a curated record. Lineage: Eukaryota; Metazoa; Arthropoda; Insecta; Hymenoptera; Cynipidae. Gene Ontology annotation, molecular function: transmembrane transporter activity. Gene Ontology annotation, cellular component: membrane.
AGCUAAAUAUCAGCUCCUAUAUAAGAAAAUAUAAUUUAAUGGGGAAAUGAAACCAUAGUACUUUUUCUUUAGUCAAAAUACUUUAUAUUCAUCUUUCGGAAAUAUGAAUGCUAACGAGAUAAAAACUGGUGGUGAAGUUGUUCGAAGUAGAAACCAAUAUUUCGUACAAUUUAUGUCUAUAAUAUCUGGUUACGUCUUAGCAAUCAAUGUAGGUGCACAUCUAGCAUGGACGUCACCUGCAUUGCCCUAUUUGACAAGUGAAUCAACCAAAUUUUAUCUAACAAAUAACCAAGGUGCCUGGAUAGCAUCCAUUAAUUCGGUGUCUUCAAUCUUUGGAUCCGUAACGAAUUCUCUUCUAGUGAAUCGAAUAGGACACAGAUUCACGAUACUCAUAUUUUCUGCAUCUGAUCUAAUAUCGUGGAUUUUAAUCAAUUUUGCCGACAAUUACAGCUUCCUGCUAAUAGCAAGAAUUGUCGCUGGUUUCAGCAUGGGAGGAUCAUUCGCUUUCCUUCCUAUCUACAUAGGCGAAGUAACAGGCAAAAAAAUCAGGGGAAGGUUUCUCGCCGUUGACAGAAUUUGUAUCAAUCUUGGUGUUUUCUUCAUCACAAGCCUUGGAGCCUUUUUUUCAUAUGAAACAAUGAACUUAGCUAUGAUCUUCGUUGCAUUUCUUGCCAUAUGUACGUUUCCACUAACGUCAGAAACACCAUACUAUUACUUGAUGAAAGGCCGAGAAGAGGAAGCGAUUAAAACACUAAUGAAGUUAUCUAGAGUGACACGAUCUGAAAUUAUAAUGGCGGACAUUGAAAGAAUGAAAAAGGCUAUGGAGAGGCAAGACCCUAAAAAUAGUAGCAUACAGGAAUUGUUUAAAGAUAGGGGCAGUCGAAAAGCAUUGAUUAUUAUGCUUCUUACGUACUUUGUAUAUGCUUUUUCUGGCGCCCUUUCUAUUCAGGCCUAUGCUCAAGGACUUUUUAAGCAGAGUGAUUCUUCUUUGGCACCAGAAUAUUCUGCGAUGAUACUCACAGGAGUUCAAAUCUUUUCAGGAUUGCCUUCAACACAGUUAAUUGAUUAUUGGGGACGCAGACCAGUUUAUGUAUUUUCAGGUAUAGCUUCGGCUAUUGGAUUGGGAACUGUGGCUUUAUAUUUCUUCUUAAAAGAAUUCCUAGAAACUAAUGUCUCGUCUGUAAGCUGGCUACCUUUGUUUGGUUUGGUUUUGUAUCAAUUUAUGUGCAACUUUGGAAUAUUGACAAUACCCACUGUGCUUGUAGGAGAGAUUUUUUCUGUUAAAGUGAAAAGGACAGCUGUAAUGAUUGGAGCAGUUUUUUUAGCAAUAUUCUUAUUCACCUCUAAAAUUAUGACACCCUUGCUGAAUGAUGCGUUGGGUAUUUAUACAACGUUAUGGAUUUUUUCGAGCGUUUGCCUUUUAGGCCCACUUGUUAUUGUAUAUAUUAUACCUGAAACAAAGGGUUCAAAUUUAGAAGAAGUAUUAACUUUACUGGGUGGUGUGAAAGAGAAAAAGCGAACUAAUGUUCCUUGUCAACUUAAAAUUCAAAAAAUAUGAGCCAAUUCAGCGAUUAAUGAGUGAUGAUCA